AUGUUUUCCGUCGACCCACAAACAACCUCGCCGGUGUCGGGAAGUUCCCGACCGGCGCUCUCGGACGAGGAGGUGUUCUUGGCGGCGAGCCACCCCAAGAAACGCGCCGGGAGGAAGAAGUUCCGGGAGACGCGUCACCCGGUGUACCGCGGCAUCAGGAAGAGGGACUCCGGCAAGUGGGUGUGCGAGGUGAGGGAGCCCAACAAGAAGACCAGAAUUUGGCUGGGGACCUUUCUCACGGCGGAGAUGGCGGCGCGUGCGCACGACGUGGCGGCUCUCGCGCUUAGGGGAAGAUCGGCCUGCCUCAAUUUCGCUGACUCCGCGAGGAGGUUGCGGGUUCCAGCGACGACGGACCCCCGGGAUAUUCAGAAGGCGGCGGCGGAGGCCGCAGAGGCAUUUGGACCAGGGAAUGAAUCGGGAAAGAAUGAUGAUGCGGUUGCGGAGACGGUAGCGACGGCGACGGGGCAUGAAGAAGAAGAAGCACAAGAACAAGAAGGGAGGGUGCCGGAGUAUCUGAGGAACAUGGUACUGAUGUCGCCAACGCGCUGCUUCGAGAGUGAUGAGUAUGGAAGUGCCGACGUGGAAUUUGACGAUGCUGAAGUUUCCUUGUGGAGUUAUUCGUUUUAA
Molecule: messenger RNA, 627 nt
Organism: Sphenostylis stenocarpa
Lineage: Eukaryota; Viridiplantae; Streptophyta; Magnoliopsida; Fabales; Fabaceae
Source: the annotation of a GenBank genome assembly